AUGAUACGCUUACUGUUGCUUGAAAGAUUAUCGCAGGUCUAUUUCAAUAAAGUGGCCAUUUUGUGUGGACUUUCUAUCGUUAAAAUAUGGCUACUAAGACGAUCUCUAAUCGAUAAACUAAAUGACUUGGAUAACGAAUUAACUCAAUUAAACCAGUUAAUGACAGACGUAAUCAACAAGUACUCUCAAUAUGCUGAAUCUGCAUGGAAAAGGGGUCUUCUAGACCUUGUUACUACGGUGAAAGGUUUAUUUAUCUUCUUUAUAGAAAUAUGGUUGGGUACUUAUGCUUGUUUAAUUGGACACUUGAUUGAAGGAACUGUUGAUUUCAGUUUGGAUAUUUCUGAAUCGGUGGUUUCCAAAGUCAAUAGUACGGUGUUUACAGUUGCAGAUGCUUUAGAUACUGGGGUCUCUGGACUCCUGAGUUUCAUUGAUCUGCUAGUACUGCUUUUCACAGGUAGAGACAAAUCGGCAACUUACUUGUCUUCAAUAUCUGAGGGUGCAAACUCUUUACGUCUCUUGACUACAAAUAUAAGUGAAGAAGCCCUUAAUGGGAUUGAAAGCAUCAAAUCUAAAGUCCCCGAUUUCACAAAGCUACAUAAUACAACAGAAAGUUUAUUGGGAGCACCUUUUGAUAAAUUAACGUCGAAAUUAAAUGGAACAAACUCAACAUUAUCGAACGCACCAUCAUCAUUGUUGACCUCAUCAACAAAUCAACAUAGCCAAUCAGUUCGGAAACUUGUGACGUUAAUCAAAUCAAUUACAUCAACUGUAAUGGUGCUCUUUGCCAUAGCCAUGGUUAUAAGUAUACUAUGUUAUUCCUUCAUGGAAUGGAUCAAAUAUAGAACGACUACUACGACUACGCUUCCAGUAUCACACCUCCGUGAACUCCAAAUAUGGAGCUAUAUGUCUACAUCCUAUUGCAAUUAUAUCUUUCUUUCCUCCAUGAUGACGUUUGCAACCUAUCUUGCCGAAACUAUGGUAUUAAAUAAGCUUGGGGCAGACAUCUCGAUCUCUUCCAGUGCUAUUGCUAACUCCGCUAAUGCGGUGAUCAGUGAGUAUGAGAACACCAUUAACUCCGAUUGGCUAAGUAAAGUCAACACCACAGCAACAGACAUCAAGCACUCAGUCAAUGGUAUAGUGGGCACUUUGAAUAGUACGCUUAUUCAUCCCUUCAAGGACACCCCCUUUGAAACCCCUAUGUCUACAGUCAUAUAUUGUGUGAUUGGGAGGAAGAUUGAGAAGAUGGAGCUGGGGUUGAACUGGAUCAUCCACAACACCCAGCUUAAACUUCCACAGUAUGAUAAUAAAGAUAACACUGUUCAAUCCAGAUGGAGCACUGUUAUUGGUCAACACAAAGAGUCUCUCAAGUUAGAAUUGUAUAUUGCUAUUGGGUUAAUUAGCCUAUGGGCCCUUCAACUUCCUAUCGGAUUGAUCUCAAGUAUAUGGAAAAGAAAAACCCCCUUGCCAAUUAGAACUACAUCAUUAGUCAUAGGAAGUCCUAAACCGUUGACUGAUGAAGAGAAAGCAGCUUACCAAUAUCCAAUAACCGGAUAUAACAUAUAUCCUUAUGAAAACUCAUCAUCAAGGUAUUCAAAAUAA
Molecule: messenger RNA, 1599 nt
Organism: Lizanozyma spartinae
Lineage: Eukaryota; Fungi; Ascomycota; Pichiomycetes; Serinales; Debaryomycetaceae
Gene: PRM1
Product: pheromone-regulated protein
Exons: 1
Coding region: 1-1599 (532 amino acids)
Cellular component (GO): mating projection tip
Source: RefSeq, a predicted model, not a curated record